Messenger RNA from Nematostella vectensis (starlet sea anemone), 1510 nucleotides. RefSeq lists its product as uncharacterized. The record is from RefSeq and is a predicted model, not a curated record. The transcript has 2 exons. The coding region runs from base 100 to 882 and encodes 260 amino acids. Lineage: Eukaryota; Metazoa; Cnidaria; Anthozoa; Actiniaria; Edwardsiidae.
AUUAAAAAACUUCUUUGUAACAGAGCAGAAUUAUCCGAUUCAAGUUCACAGAAAAGGCUUCAAGAUUAGAACAGUCUAUUGAGAGACCGAGUUAACCAAAUGGAAGUCAAGUUCGAGGACAUGAGAGAAGAAAGGGACAGCCUCAAACUUGUUGUCUCUCUUUUGGGUAAAGACUUAUAUACAAGCCUGAAAUCUGACAAAGAGAAAGCUUCAGUGGAACCGUCACCCAUGGCUGCAGCGCCUUUACCGAACAACAAUAGCAAUAUUGGCAAGCAAUCUGCAGAUGGAACAGGGAAAUCAAAGAAAAGUCGAUCUAUAGCUUCUAAACGUAGAUCUGCUAAUACGCAACCAGCUAGAUCAGAUUCUGCCGGAGAAGGGACCCCGACUUCCAUUGGAUCUGGUGAAAAUCAGUCAGAGGAGAUGGCAAUGCAAAGAAGACAAAAUGUUGUUAUUGCUGGUGAUUCCAUAAUUAAUUUCGUCAAGGGUCGGGAAUUAUCUGACGCGUCGAAACGUGUAACGGUAAAGUCCUUCUCAGGCGCAACCGUGGAAGACAUGCAUGAUUAUGUGAAACCAAUCCUGAAGAAAAACCCAGACACACUGGUACUGCAUAUUGGUACAAAUGAUCUUCGGAAUUCUGAACCACAAGAAGUUGCAAAUGCCAUCACCGACUUAGCGCGCAAGAUCGAGACUGAAGCCACCCAUGAAGUAAAUAUUGCCGUAAGUGGGCUUACUACAAGGUCUGACUCGAGUGAUCUGGCUAACAGGGUGAGAGGAAGCUUUUCAAGGGCGGGAGAGCUCUGGACGCAAGUGACAAAGAAGCUGCCCUUCUUGGUUUUAGUGCACAUCUUAGAAAACAUCCCCUACACAAACCGACACUGUUAGUAGCUCACAACUGCCACUCCUUUGAUGCCCCACGGAUCGUACAUAACACACCACAGCAGCAGCAGGCUGAUGAAUUCUCAGGACUUGACCUGUACUCUGGAGACCCCUUGGUUGCUGGCCGGAAAUAUUUUAAGCGCAAAGAUGGAAUAAAACUAUCUGAUCUCUAUCGUGAGACAUUUGGCUGCGAGUUCAACGCGCAUGAUGCCCUUGAGGACUGCAGGACACUGAGAGAAGUUCUUAACGAGGUUGGCCCUGAUCUCCAAAGAAAGGUUCGCGAGACAGCCAUUUCGUGGUCAUACUUCACCAGUGUGAGAAAUUAGGAGCAGCGCCUCAAAGCCCUGCAAUAAACAUACUAUGGUAACAUUUCCUCGUCGAGAAUUAUUAAUCGACUUAGUAGCCUUGGUCUUACAUUUUCAAUUCUUAAGGAAUUAUACAGUGAUUGUGGAAAAGAGGCAAUCGUCUCUUACUUGGCGGGAAAAGACAGAGGGCGUGUCAGUGUAACUAGUGAUGUCGGUGAACUUUGCGAGAUUGUGAAGAAAUUGUCGUGAAAAAAGAGUAUAUUCUUUUUCACCCCGCCUCAUGAUUUCUAAAUGUAAAUAAUCAAAAUAAAGGUAUGUUUAGAGCCUUG